Crotalus tigris (Tiger rattlesnake) is the source of this 1237-nucleotide messenger RNA. RefSeq names its product sulfatase modifying factor 2 (gene SUMF2). Gene Ontology annotation, cellular component: endoplasmic reticulum. Bases 100 to 1065 code for a protein of 321 amino acids. The transcript is spliced from 9 exons. NCBI's taxonomy places the organism in Eukaryota, Metazoa, Chordata, Lepidosauria, Squamata, Viperidae. The record is from RefSeq and is a predicted model, not a curated record.
CGACCCCGGAAGCAAUCGCCGUGCCCGAUUCCUUUGCUGCAAAUUGCUGCCAAGGGGCGAAGGAAUCGUCAAACGUCCUCUUCUCCUCUCCCCGUGUCAAUGUUCUUCUCUCCCGCUUUGCUCGCGAGUCUCUUGUCCGUCUUGUUGUCUCCCUGGGCGGUGACCGGAGGCAGUUCGGAGCGCCCCGCUUUUAGGAAAGAUGAAGAUACUGUACAGUUGCCUGGUGGAAAAUUGGAAAUUAGAACAAACGUAUUGGAUGGUAAAAAUGAAGACAGAUCCUUCAGGAUAAUCAAACCAUUUGUUAUGGACAAGUAUCCGGUCACCAACAAAGACUUCCGGGAAUUUGUGAAGGACCAGAAAUACAAAACGGAAGCCGAGGACUUUGGCUGGAGUUUCGUCUUUGAGAAUUUUGUCCCUGAAGAGCUUAAAAAGAAAGUGACACAAAAACUGGAGUCUGCACCAUGGUGGCUUCCGAUUGAGAAAGCAUUUUGGAGGCAGCCUUCAGGUCCUGGAUCCAGCAUCAAAGACAGGCUAGACUACCCAGUGUUGCAUGUGAGCUGGAAUGAUGCUCAGGCUUUUUGCAAAUGGAAAAGAAAGAGGCUACCAACAGAAGAGGAGUGGGAAUUUGCUGCUAGGGGAGGCCUCGAGAACAGGUUGUAUCCUUGGGGAAAUAAAUUCUUAGCCAACCGCACAAACCUCUGGCAGGGCAACUUUCCCAAAGUUGACAUAGCUGAAGAUGGCUUCCGUGGAGCAUCACCAGUAGCAGCGUUCCCUCCUCAAAAUAAUUAUGGCUUAUACGAUUUGCUAGGAAAUACUUGGGAAUGGACAUCCUCCGAGUAUCGUCCAAAUGGUCCUGCAUCCCGCCAGCUUGGUCAAAAAUUGUGUGUCCUGCGAGGAGCAUCCUGGAUUGAUACAGUGGAUGGCUCUGCCAAUCACAAAGCUCAGGUUACAACGAGGAUGGGGAACACUCCCGAUUCUUCUUCAGACAAUUUGAGCUUCCGAUGUGCCAUCAGCCUCGUCAAGCAGCCAGGGCAGGAAGCUGUCCGCAAAAAGGCUGAACUCUGAAGACAAUAUUAAACUCUUCUAAAAAGACCCAGAUCUUUUCUCCUAUGGAGAUGGGUCAGCCUGCAUUUUUGUUGGCAAGACUUUGGGUAUUUUUAGCAUGAUAUUGAUAAAAGGCAAUGUUACUGUUUAGAACUAAAAAUGAAUAAAACCUUUCCACUGGUUGUAAGUAUAA